CAUCAGAUGAAGCCCUAAGGCUUCAUCUGAUGCAAAAGCACGCCGCCAGUGCCAAAGGGCAAACAAGACUCCAACUCCAAGAAGAAGACGCCAGGCUCCAAGAACUCCAAGAAGCUUCAGUUGAGAUUCUACCAUCCUGCUUCAAGCCUUCAAUUCAAGGCUCCAAGACUCCAACUCUCCACCAUUCCAUUCACAUAAAUCUUUUAGAAGUUGGAGAUUUGGGAAGUCUUGCUCAACAAAUGGUUAAAACUGGUAAAAAUACAGUUUUUCCAUUGGUUUAUCGUCUGAUCCAGUUGGCAUUAGUUCUACCAGUUGCGACUGCUUCUGUUGAAAGAGUAUUUUCUGCAAUGAAUAUUGUCAAGACUGAUUUGCGCAACAAAAUGGGAGACGAGUGGAUGAAUGACUGUCUGGUUGUAUACAUCGAGAAGGAUAUUUUUGCAACAAUUGAAAAUGAGCAAAUAUUGCAGCGUUUUCAACGGAUGAAGACUCGCAGAAUGCAAUUGCCUCCUCUUCGUUAUUCGAGUGCAACAACUACCAAUACUUCAAGUGUUAAUCAAUAACAAAUUUUUGGGUAUGUA
Molecule: messenger RNA, 578 nt
Organism: Coffea eugenioides
Lineage: Eukaryota; Viridiplantae; Streptophyta; Magnoliopsida; Gentianales; Rubiaceae
Exons: 2
Coding region: 30-560 (176 amino acids)
Molecular function (GO): protein dimerization activity
Source: RefSeq, a predicted model, not a curated record